CACUCCACUCAGCUGUAUUUAUUUAAAGAUAGAAAAUUGAGUAGUUUUUUUUAAUCGCGGAUUUGGUUUCGAAGUGGAAAGAAAGUCAUUUGAAGUGGAAAGAAAGCGAAAAAUCAAAUUGUUGCAUUAAGUGAAAUAUGCAAGUGUUUUUAAUUGCUGCGCUGAUUGUGGGCCUGGCUGUAACAAGUCAGGCCACAAAGCCGCCACGUUGGGAUGCAAAUUAUAUAGUAAAGGGAACUCUAUACAUUCCCUAUGCCGAAAUUGCGGAACCCUUUUAUGCUUGGUAUGAUCAAAACACACGAAGAUCCCGCAUAGAUUACUAUGGCGGCAUGGUCAAGACCUAUCAACUGGCUGGCGAGGGGGACUUUGGAACCAUGUUAAAGCUGGCCCCCAUCACCACCAGCGACGAUUUGAACAAACUGACUUGCCUGCAAGUGAAUGGCACCACCGAUCAAAAGGUUGAGAUUCAAAGCAUAUUGCCCGACGCAAAACCGUUCACAUUGAUCGGGACAGAAACAUUCUUGGGUUAUACAUGCGACAAGUUCCGCUUGGAGCAGUCAAUUGGACAAAAGAAAAAUGUGUACACCCUGUGGGUGCGUUACAAGAAGUCACCACACUAUCCAUCUAGCCGCAUGCCCAUUCCGGUGCGUUACGAAAUGCGUGGCUAUAACACUCUACUGGGAUCUCACUAUGAUCAUUACUAUCUGGACUAUGAUAGUUACGAGCACGAUGAUAUACCCAACGAGGUUUUCGAGAUUGAUACCGAUCUGACAUGUGUGGGCUUCCCGGGACCCGGCACUGGACACUAUGCCACCUUUAAUCCCAUGCAGGAGUUCGUCUCGGGCGUUGAUUCUCAUGUGGACAAUGCAUUCCAUCAUUUUAAGCGCAAGCACGGAGUAGCCUAUCGCAGUGACAAGGAACACGAGCACAGGAAAAAUAUCUUCCGCCAGAACUUGCGCUAUAUUCACUCUAAAAAUCGUGCCAAAUUGACCUACACCUUGGCUGUCAAUCAUCUAGCGGACAAGACUGAGGAAGAAUUGAAAGCAAGACGCGGUUAUAAAUCGUCUGGAGUGUACAACACCGGCAAACCCUUCCCCUACGAUGUGAACAAAUACACUGAUGAUAUUCCAUCACAGUACGAUUGGCGUUUGUAUGGAGCUGUUACCCCAGUAAAAGAUCAAUCUGUGUGCGGUUCUUGCUGGUCCUUUGGAACCAUUGGCCAUUUAGAGGGCGCGUUCUUCCUUAAAAACGGUGGCAAUCUGGUGCGACUCUCGCAACAAGCUUUGAUUGACUGCUCCUGGGGCUUUGGUAACAAUGGUUGUGAUGGCGGUGAAGAUUUCCGCGUAUAUCAAUGGAUGUUGAAAUCAGGAGGGGUGCCCACCGAAGAAGAAUACGGCCCAUAUCUAGGUCAAGAUGGUUACUGCCACGUUAACAAUGUCACUCUGGUGGCACCCAUUACGGGCUUUGUCAACGUUACUUCCAAUGAUCCGAACGCAUUUAAGAUAGCCCUGCUUAAGCAUGGACCUCUAUCGGUGGCCAUUGAUGCCUCACCAAAGACCUUUAGUUUCUACUCACAUGGUGUUUACUAUGAGCCAGAGUGUAAGAACGAUGUCGAUGGUCUCGAUCAUGCUGUUCUAGCUGUCGGUUAUGGUACAAUUAAUGGCGAGGACUAUUGGCUGGUGAAGAACUCGUGGUCCACAUACUGGGGCAACGAUGGUUACAUUCUUAUGUCGGCUCGCAAAAAUAACUGCGGUGUCAUGACAAUGCCCACAUAUGUGGAAAUGUGAACAUACAUACAUAUAUUCCCUUCUCAUUCCUUCAUAAUUACUACUGAUAUAUCAUUUAUUUCUACAGACAUUUUUCAUGUGAACGCCCCAAGGGCUUUAAAAAGCAAUAAACUAUAUGCUGAUAUAUACUCUUUUAAUUCCAA
Messenger RNA from Drosophila willistoni, 1930 nucleotides. RefSeq names its product digestive cysteine proteinase 1 (gene 26-29-p). Gene Ontology annotation, biological process: immune response. The transcript has 3 exons. The record is from RefSeq and is a predicted model, not a curated record. The coding region runs from base 138 to 1787 and encodes 549 amino acids. Gene Ontology annotation, molecular function: cysteine-type endopeptidase activity. NCBI's taxonomy places the organism in Eukaryota, Metazoa, Arthropoda, Insecta, Diptera, Drosophilidae. Gene Ontology annotation, cellular component: lysosome.